ACUGUUGUACAGGUUAUACUAAUUUGCGUUGAUUUCUACUAAAGUACUUGGUACUGACCUGACAGUACAAUCAGGAACAUUUUUUUCUGUCCUGGUGUGGUUGAUUUGGAAUGGUUUGGUUGAGGUUAGGCCAGAAGUAAACAACUUACAAAAAGGAUAAUAUAGUCUACGAUGUUUUUAACAAUAUCCCUGUUAGCGAAAAAAGUAAAGUCAAAGCACAUAAUGGUAUGUAUGGAGAGUGUUGUUAGUGGUCAUAGAACUAAUAUGAUAAGAGAGCGGCUGGGAGAGAAAAUGGAAAUUAUUCGAUUUGAUCCUCUAAUUCAGCAAGACUCAAUCUACAAAGAACUGAAGAAAGUGAAAAGCAUGUCAGCCAAGUACAAGCCAAUCACUCGACCAUUUAGACCUGUUUCUCGAUUUGCAAUCCAGUAGUGUUCCGUUUCAAUGUACACAUGUAAAUAUGCCUAGAUAAUAAAAGUAUCAUUACAUUGUUUA
Molecule: messenger RNA, 492 nt
Organism: Homalodisca vitripennis (glassy-winged sharpshooter)
Lineage: Eukaryota; Metazoa; Arthropoda; Insecta; Hemiptera; Cicadellidae
Gene: mRpL33
Product: 39S ribosomal protein L33, mitochondrial
Exons: 3
Coding region: 172-429 (85 amino acids)
Biological process (GO): translation
Cellular component (GO): mitochondrion
Source: RefSeq, a predicted model, not a curated record